Molecule: messenger RNA, 607 nt
Organism: Gilbertella persicaria
Lineage: Eukaryota; Fungi; Mucoromycota; Mucoromycetes; Mucorales; Choanephoraceae
Product: HSP20-like chaperone
Exons: 1
Coding region: 6-584 (192 amino acids)
Biological process (GO): protein complex oligomerization; response to heat; response to hydrogen peroxide
Source: RefSeq, a predicted model, not a curated record
AAAAAAUGUCUCUUACUCAACGCUUUAUUUCUGACGCUUUCCGUGAUAUGCAACGUGCUAUGGCUUUGUUUGAUCAGCCAUUAUACAACACUGCUCGUCGCUCUGUAUUGUCAAGCCCUGGUGGUCUUACAAAUCAACUCCUUCGCUAUCCUGCUACGGAUAUGGUUGAACAUCCUGAUUCCUUCGAACUCAAGGCUGAACUUCCUGGUUUUGACAAAGAAAAGAUCAAGAUUGAAUUGGCCGACAGUCGCACAUUAGUCUUGAGUGGUGAAGUAAAAGAAGAACAUGCGACGGCCAGUCCUACUAAAGAACCAACUGAUAAACCACAAGAGGUUACUGACGCUACUACUACAGUAGAAGGUCAACAGUUGCAAACUACUACUAAUGAAAAAGCUGUUGCUAAACAAACGGAUUCUCCUCAAUGGUGGGUAAAGGAGCGAGUUCAAAGCUCAUUCUCCCGAGCAUUCUCCUUCCCAACUCCUAUCAAUCCAGAAAGCAUCAAGGCCUCUUUUGAUAACGGUGUUCUCAAUAUAGUUGUGCCCAAGACGACUGAAGACCAAGCCAAGCGUAUUAACAUUGAAUAAGCAAACCUUCUUUUGAAAUACCA